Messenger RNA from Amoebophrya sp. A120, 1509 nucleotides. NCBI's taxonomy places the organism in Eukaryota, Dinophyceae, Syndiniales, Amoebophryaceae. The record is from the annotation of a GenBank genome assembly.
AGAAGCUCUUCUUGUGAAGAAACCCGGGCUACUUCCGGGAGUCGCGCGCCGCACGGCCGGAAAUAAGCAUCGGAGUCCCAAUCGCGACGCCGGACAAGACGACGUUGUUUCGGGCGGAGGUGGUCCCUUCGGAGGACCACGGCAGGCGGAGCAUCAUGCUGAGCAAUCCGCGGGUCCUCGUCCUGGACCGACGCCACACUUGAUCUUACCUCCAGGGCAGGUGGCUGAAGGUAUGGAGAGGAAAAAGUUUAUCACAGUCACUAAUUUGCAGGGUUUGCAUUACAAAUUUUCUUAGCAUCACAAAUUUUCCUUGUAUUGCAGAAACACUAGUAGGGAAAUCCCUAAUAAAGUUUGGCUGUGAUGCAUUUUUACGCAUGACAAACAGUUUUGUAUUGCAAAAAUGCGCAUGUGUGAUCGUGACGAACUUUUUUUGUUUGAUAGAAGGAGCCGUUGUUCCAACACCGUCUACUGUUGGCACCAACCUCUUCCUAUCAAAUGUAAAAAUGUCUGGGUCUGGAAGGUUGGAACUUGUGAUGCUAACUUUGGAUGCUAAAAAAAUCUGUAUUGCAUGACCAGCAAGAGGAGCCCAGUUUGUGCUACGCGGGGAGGGCAUUUGUCAUGCGGGAUAGGCAUCAAGAAGGCCUCGAAAAAUAUGUGAUGCUAGAUCAUGCAUUACAGACAUCCUGACUCAUGCAAAAUAUGCAUGACAAACCUUGUAACCUUCCAGACCCAGACACUUUUACAUUUGAUACUUCCAAUCCGUCGUGGGGAAGCGCAUCCAGCAUUACUCGCACUUAUCACAAGGAAAAAUCCCCCCUCCCCAUAUCAAAACAGAAUUUCUCAUGCUGGAUUUCCAUACACAAAUCAGAUUUGUCUUGCAGUAGAGGAGUGCAGGCAUAUGCCAAGCCUCAGUCGAGAGGUUUUGACGUAGGCGCCUAGCAUGGCAAACGUGUAUGCUCUAAGCCAAACAGCAUCACAAACCGCCUGCAAAAUGCGGAACGCUUUCUAGGCUUGCCUUCUUGCAAGACAGGCAGGAUUUGAGGUCGCAAAUGCGCAUCACAAAUUUUCAGACGGAUACGCUUUCGAUAUGGGGAGGGGGGAUUUUUCCUUUUGAUAGCACUUCUUCUGCAACUCCGCUUACUUGGGUCAGCAGUACAUCGAGGUGCUGCAUAAUUCCCUCAAUAGGCCGUUUCAGACAUCAACCACUUCUAGCGCCGGCGACGUCCACAAUGCCCCGACCACCUUGGAAGUAGAUGCCUUCCGGGUGUUUGACCGGAGGCGCAGACAGGACUUUGUAAUCGCCGUCCUGGAGACAACCAUCGCGAAGUUUGGGCAAGGGAGCCCGCAGGUGCUGGCGAUUCUGCGCUCGCUCAGUACUACUAGUAACAACAGCGAGGAGGUGAUGUCCGCCGGCGGGGAGGACGGCACCACCUUGAUGAACAACGCCGGCACCACAGGCGGUUGUGGUACAACUGAGCCUCCUGUGCCGGCGAUCAACGAUAAUUCCCC